Molecule: messenger RNA, 878 nt
Organism: Harpegnathos saltator (Jerdon's jumping ant)
Lineage: Eukaryota; Metazoa; Arthropoda; Insecta; Hymenoptera; Formicidae
Exons: 4
Coding region: 89-610 (173 amino acids)
Source: RefSeq, a predicted model, not a curated record
UCCGGAAGAGGAACGAGCGGCUGAGGCGCUGAUUCGUUACUAUGGAGUUAAAGAAAUCCUAUUACCGCCUCGAAAACUCGGGGAGAGAAUGCCGUCGUUUUUAAUGGAAUUCUAUAAUAGCCUUGUGAGUGAGAUGGCGCAUGCUUUGUCAGCGGAAGCAAUCGAGAAGGGAAAUGUCUCUGCGUUGAGCGAACAAAAUCUCAAGAAUUCUCCUCCCGAGCGGUCAGUAUGGCUGACGAGGAGACCCGAAGAGAUUGGACACAUGCUCGCUUGCUACAUAGAGGCUCUGCGCGAAGAAGCUCAUUUCUGCGAAAGGAUGAAAGAUCCCGUGAAGGAACUGUUUGACAGUCUCGAGAGGAAAUCGAUCCCAGAGCCCGACCCUGCCCGACCGGCCAAGAAAGUCUGCAUUAUUUUCCACGGCGCGCCGUUCACCGAAUAUCAAGAGGCCGCAUGCAGAAGCGCCAGGGUACUGGGAGUGCCUUUGCUGUGCAUAGACAACGUUAUGAUUGAGGGAAUCGCACUCGGCGACGACCAGUUCUCCGUCGAGUCGCGACGGAUCAUCGACGACGUGUAUCGAGAAUGCCUGUCAGAGCUGGAGAAAUACAAGUAAUCACACGAGAAAUUAACACGUUCGCGCCAUCGGCCCCAAAUAGCACAAGGCAUCGCAGAACUAUUCCAGACACAUUGAAAAUUCCUGGAGAGUGCCUCAGGACGUUCUAAGUAUAGACAUCCUGGAUGAUGUCAGGACGUGUUAUGUUGUAAUAUAUGAAGUGUGACGCAACGAUCUCUCACGAGAGAUCGGGGUCACGUUCGUGUUGCGACGAUUCUUUCUUUUCUACCUUCUGCUCCCCAUAUCCUUUUCGCGAAUCGAGAAUUAU